Anthostomella pinea is the source of this 2106-nucleotide messenger RNA. NCBI's taxonomy places the organism in Eukaryota, Fungi, Ascomycota, Sordariomycetes, Xylariales, Xylariaceae. The record is from the annotation of a GenBank genome assembly.
AUGACCGCUGUCGUCGACCUCUUCCAGACGCGCUCGUGGUACGUGAAAUUCAUGUCAUCUAAGGUUCCCCGCUGGUAUUACGAUUCCGUGGCUUCGUUCAUGAACCCGUUGGAACCCGAACACCACCAGAUUGCUGUAGAGCCUUACGUCGACGGCAUUGGGAUGGGUAUAUUCACCAGUAUGAAUAUGGCUCAAGGUUACCCGUUCAUGAACGCGAUGGAUUUCAACGACGAGCUCGUAGACUUUACCAUCAUAAACUUCACGGAGGAAGAGUUCGAGGAGCAGAAGCCAUGGCAGACCGCUAUAGACGGAGAAAGGGAACCGAGACGCAAGAGGCGUCCAUCGCGCCCAGCCUCGACAAACGGCACAACUGGUCACAGACUGCAGCGCCGUGCUGAAGACCCGCUCCCGCCCGCUUAUUUCCACCAAAGACUCCUGUCAGCCAGGUCGGAUCGACAGCUUGGGGGCCAGCCAUGGGCCCAUGUUGGGGACGGGGCAGGUGUCACCAUAUUUGUUCUUGACACUGGCUUUGAUCUGAGUGGUGCGAAUGCCGCCGAGUAUAAUAUUGGGCCCUCACAGGAGAACCUAAUAUCUUGGCAGUACGCCGUACCAAAUAGGAUUGCCAUCCCCGAAGAUGUCAGGAACAGCAAUCGCCGAGCACAGACCAUGAGUGAUGUAGGAGGCAUGAGUUAUGAUACGGAUGGCGACUGUGCUGGCCAUGGCACUCAGGUUGCCAGCCUGGCGAUUGGCAAACAUUACGGAAUUGCCAACCAGGCCACCCCGUAUUUUGUAAAGGCUUUCGGCUCAUACAAGAAUUCCCGGAACAAAUGGAAGAUGACAGAACUCACACCGGCAGCGCUCGAUGAUGCGCUCAAGAGAAUCGUCGAUCAUGUCAUGAGCAGCAGUCUACAGGGCAGGGCGAUCGUAACCUCUACGGUCGGCGCCUCACAAGUCACGGACAGACGGAGUGGGGAUGCGUUCAACUCCGUGUACCACCAACACCUGAGAACAUUGAAUGCGUUGGGAGUGAUGUGGGUACAUUCCGCAGGGAAUGACGGGUUCGCCGCCGCCCCAGUGACCUGGAUUGGGCAGGCUUGGCCACAGAAGCUCAGUUCCUCCCGUGGUGCCAGUCGACAAGGAGAGAUCAGCGUUUGGGCGAUGGGGUGGGAAGUUCCCACCCUCGGACCUGACGGCGAGGAGGUCUACGAGACGGGGACCAGCUUCGCGGCACCUCAAGUGGCCGGUCUUGCUGCUUCCUUUAUAACCAACUAUCAGCAGGUUUUCGCUUUGGACCACAACAAUUUCAACCCGGCGCAGGGAGAUGACUUCGUCAGGAGGCUGAAGAGUUACAUUACCGGCUAUUCGUACCGCUGGCUGCCUCUGAGCACGCAGUUUGAAGGUCAGCUCGGGCGGGGGCUUCCGUUACCAGGAAAUGUCAACGUCGCUUACAAUGGGUGCUGGGGGUACCAGCAAACCAAGCCGGCGGCGGCCCUGCCAGGCGCGAAGACGGGCCACCACCACCAACGGAUAACUCAGAUGAUGGACCUGGCGGACCACCACCAGAUGGCACAGAUGAUACACCUGGACCUGCGAGAUGAGCCAGCACCACCAGCAGAUGGCACAGACGAAGGCUUACACUGUCCAUGGAUGCCCAAGCCGGCCAGCACUAGCUUCAUGGAUCAAACCACGAGCACCUUAGCUACAUCGACCGUCCCAGCCACGUCGACCACCCCGACCCCGACCCCGACCCCGACACCAACCCCUACCACAUCGUCUGCACCACCACCCCCACCGCCACCUCCUGCAGUUCAGUGCGUUGGGAGUAGCUAUGGAUACCUCAUAGGUUUCGAGGUUGUUGGGACGAAUACCUGGGUCACAGAUGGAGGAGCGUCGCUCCAACAUGAAGAGGAUGGGUGCGGCGAUUUCAGCGGCUGGUCGUACGACGCAAGUGCACACGAUGGAACGGCACGUUUCGUUCUCGGGGGCUUCAAGGAUGGCUGCAAUGAGCGCGCCAUCGUGAGUUCCGGUGGCCCCAAAUUGCCUGUCAGAUACACGACGCAGCUGCAGAUGGGCUGUUGGGUUGAUCUCUGGACGUCUGUACUAUAA